Molecule: messenger RNA, 5144 nt
Organism: Phlebotomus argentipes
Lineage: Eukaryota; Metazoa; Arthropoda; Insecta; Diptera; Psychodidae
Gene: tim
Product: protein timeless
Exons: 15
Coding region: 460-3990 (1176 amino acids)
Biological process (GO): DNA replication checkpoint signaling; DNA repair; replication fork arrest
Cellular component (GO): replication fork protection complex
Molecular function (GO): DNA binding
Source: RefSeq, a predicted model, not a curated record
AGUCAGAAUGCCUCAACUUGGCUUUUCAUUCUGGUGGUGAUUCUCGAGCUGUGCAGUUAUGAAUUGAUUUAGCGCAGGAUUUAUCUUUUGUGCAUUUUCAAGAAGAAACAUAAUAACAAUUAUAAUUGUAAAACAUAUUCAGUGAUUGAGAGUGAAAUUAAAUGUUCUGACAAUUAUGAUUGUGCAGAAUAAUUUGAAGAUUUAAGAAAAGUGAAGACAUUCGGUGAUCGUGACAACAGACUUGUGACGCGAAGUUAAGAAUUUUCUGCGUCACUAUCACUUAAUUGGUAAACCGCCAGGAGCCACGUUCGCCUGGGACACUCAUGCGAAGCGGAGACGGCCCAGAUCUCAGCUCACCGUCCAUGAUUCCUAGGGAAAUUGCUCCAGUGAGGAAAUGCCACUUGCAGACGCCGACUGCCAAUUUUGUUCGCUCCACGGUAGACAGUGAAGAGAGUCGCGAUGGAGUGGUUGCUGGCGAAUCCGCAGAUCCACAGCAUCUUCGCCUCGCUUGGCGCGAUGCACGGCGACACUUACGAGGCCAGUGAGAAUUGCCUCGAACUCCUUGGAGAAAUCAACUAUAAGCUAUCGAUUGAGGAUCACACACUGAGGACUUUCAGGCGAGCCAUUGGCUUCAGCCAGUGCAUCAAGAAGGAUAUCAUUCCACUGCUGCUUAAUGUGAAAGAUGAGAAGCUCAUUGAGGCCACGAUUAGGAUUCUGGUCAAUCUCACGGUGCCCGUGGAGUGUUUGCUGCCCAUGGAGAUGAUGAGUCGCACCGAUGUUGGGCGUCACACCAUCUUCGAGCUGAACAAGCUGUUGGUGCAGAGCAAGGAGGCCUUCACGGACAGCAAAGCCACCAAGGCGGUGCUGGACUACAUGCGCAGCAUCCUCGAGCGGGAGGGAAAGCUGAGUGUGGAGCAGUGCGACGGGAUCAACAACUGUCUGCUUUUGCUGCGGAAUAUUCUGCACAUCCCAGAGCCGCAGAAGGAGCACCACGGCAGCCAUCACGGCGGGACGUCCAUGCAGAACCAGAUAGUGUGGAAUCUGUUCACGCAGAGCGUGGACAAGCUCCUCAUCCACCUGAUGUCGUGCCCACAGCGAGCGUACUGGGGCGUGACGAUGGUGCAGGUGAUUGCGCUCAUGUACAAGGAUCAGCACGUCGGCACGCUGCAGAAGCUGCUCAGCAUCUGGUUCGAGUCGUCCAUAUCCGAGAGCUCGGAUGACAAUGAGUCCAACACGUCACCGCCAAAGCAGUGCUCAGGCGACUCCAGCCCGAUGCUCACCUCCGAUCCCACUUCCGACUCCUCGGACAAUGGAGACUUUGUGAUCGCAGGCAGUAGCAAGAUGGUCCACGAGGAGAGACGCAACUCCACCACUGUGCAGGAGACCUCGGACUCCUCCAUGCAGGAGUCGCCGCAGUUCUGUCGCAUGGAAUCCAUGCGCAGCAAGACGAAGCAGCCCCAUCCCAAGCCGGCGUUCAGCUUCACGGGCGAGAAACAGGCUAUUGGUCCGCAACAAGGACCAUCCCAGAAGGUAGGUUCAGGUGCAGGCAAUGCUCAGAACACCGCAGGGCCCUCCUCACAGUCGGAGUCCGACUGUGGCUACGGCACUCAGGACCAGCACGAGUCCAUCUCUACGUCCAGCAACGAGGACGAGACGCCACAGCAGAAGCCGGUGCACCAGAAGCCGCCAUGCAAUCAGAAGCAGCGAUACAAUGCGGCCAACAAGCAGAGGAGUGCCGCAACGGUGCAGGACAAGAAGGAGUUGCGCAGGAAGAAGCUCGUGAAGCGCAGCAGGAGCAACAUAAUCAACAUGAAAGGACUGCUCUAUCACACGCCUACUGACGAGGACAUCUCCAACAUACUGAAGGAGUUCACAGUGGACUUUCUCUUGAAGGGAUACGGUUGUCUGGUGCAAGAACUCCACGCACAACUCCUGACUGAUUUGCAAGUGCAGAUCGAUACAUCCCACUUCUUCUGGCUAGUCACGUACUUCCUGCGCUUUGCUGCCCAAUUGGAAUUGGAUCUUGAGCACAUCCACUCCGUGCUGUCCUUUGAGAUUGUCAGCUAUCUGACUUACGAGGGGGUGAGUUUAUGUGAACAACUAGAUUUGGCUACCAAGCAGCAAAGCCCAGAUCUCAAACCAUGCCUUCGACGGAUGCAUCUCGUAGUCACAGCCAUAAGAGAGUUCCUGCAGGCUCUUGAGACAUACAAGAAGGUCAGCCAUCUCAAUGACGAGGACAAGGAGCACCUGAAGUUCCUGCAGUUGCAAAUUGGCGCCACGGAGGAUCUCAAGUGCCUCUUCAUGCUGCUGCUGGGGCGCUUCAAUCCGGAGUUGCAGAGCAAGCAGUAUCUCACGGACCUGAUUGUCACCAAUCACAUUCUUCUGCUGCUGCUGGAGGGCGUUGCGAAAUUCCCGGAACACAAAGGCAGCACCAAGAUGCUGGAACACAUCAAACAGUUCGCCACCGUGGAGAUCAUGCAUCACUACGGACUGCUGCUGGAGGACUUUCGUGAUAAUGGGGAGUGUGUGAAUGACUGCAUUUUCACCAUGAUGCACCACAUUGGUGGGGAUUUGGGACAGGUGGCCACACUCUUUCAGCCGAUCAUUCUCAAGACGUACACCCAAAUCUGGGAGACGGACUACGAGUUGUGUGAUGACUGGUCCGAUUUGAUUGAAUACGUAAUCCACAAGUUUGUCAACACACCCCAGCAACCACCUCUCGAGCUGCCCAAUCCGUCGUUCAGUCUUGAGCCCGGACAGAAUGGAGAAACCGUGGCGGCUUCUGUAUGGACUAAAGAAGAGAUCGACACUCUCUACUGGUACUACUUGCAGAGCAAAAAGUCCAGCGAUGUCAUAGGCAGCAUUCUCAGGCAGUUCCAAGACAAUGGCACUCGCCACAAGACGCGCAUUGACAUCAUUCAGCAGCUUCUGCAGCAGGACAUAAUCACUCUGCUGGAGUUUGAUGAUUUCAUGAAGGCGGAAGACGCGCACUAUGAGCGAGAUAUAAAGACACCGGGAGCUUCCAUCAGCACUGCUGAGAGUGGGAUUGAACUGAAGGACAGUGUCACGCCGACAAAGGCCACAGAUGAUAUUCAGGUGCUUCGUGAUCGUCUCUACAAAGAGAACAAAGGGAAGUUUGUUCUGUGGCUGCAGAAGGUUCUCGUUGAGUGUUGCUUCAUCAAGUUGUGCAUAAGUCAGGGCAAAGUCACAUCCAAAGACAUCACCGUGGAGUCAGAGGUGAAGACAAUGGAGCCCGUUCCGCAUCACUGCAUUUUGAAGAAGCAGUCCAUCCCUGUGGUGCCGUGGACAGGAGAACAAUGCGCUGUGCUGCUGUAUCAACCCUUUAUGCUGCUCUUGCACAAAUUGGGCUUCCACUUGCCCGUGGAUGCGGGAAAGUUGUUCAUUCGCAUCCCAGAGUUCUGGACGGCUGACAUUCUCUACAGCAUUGCUGAGAAAUUGGGCCCAAUCGAUAAAUGUCUGCUGAAGUUCGAUGUGAAUCAAUUGAAGGGAUCACAGUGUGACAGCCACUUUAGCGCGAAACAGGAUGGCCUGCAGACCUCCAGUGAACACUUCGCCAUUCCUGGACUGAAGCAAACCAGCUCCAUCAUUAGAUUCACACCUGAGCCCACAUCGACGCCUUCUCUGCCCAAUUGGCUGCAGAUCGUCAUGCAGAGCAAGAGUGCGCUCGAUCAGAGUUCCGAUACUGAUGUCUCCAUUCACGCCGGCCUUCCGAGUCCCACAGCGGAACGAGUAGCCAAGACGGGCAUCUUUGGGGGCUCUCCGGAGACCCUCCUCGUGGAAGUGGUGCACUUGAGCGACAAGGACGACAGCGAGAAGCUCAACGACGACUCCCAGUCCACAGUUUGCAAUGCCUCCGUCCAGGAGGACGUGGCCAGCAACUGCGACACUGCGUCCGUGGCGUCCAAUCUCACGCGAAUGUACGUGAGUGAUGAAGACGAGAAGCCAGACAUCAGACCGCGACCGCUCUAGCUCACCGUUAAGAUACUAUGCUAUAUGUAGUUCAGAGUAUAUGUUAUUUUAUAUGGAUAAUCAGCUACAAUUAAGGCCACACUGUCGCCAAUUAUUUAUCAAUUGUUAUAAAAUGCACUUGGGCUCUUGCCGGGGGUGAAUUUUGACAAUUCCCCCAUAUUUAUGCAUUCUACGGAUUUAUAUAGUAACAUAUAAUUGUCGUCAUGCUGGACAUUGUCAACAGUUUUGUCAAUUUUGCUAUCUAUUUACCAUAUUAUUUAUGAAUGAUGCACGGUUCACUGGACUUACAAACUCCGCGAACGGAGAAACAGGCUGAGAAAGUACAAUAGUUUGAAGUCUCAUGAUUUUAACACACGCCUAAUAGUGAUAUUCCAUCCAGAAAAUAUUCAUGACAAAAAGAGAGUUUCAGGAACAUUUUCCACCUUCCACUCGACAAAACCUCCUCCCGGCGCAGCUUUGCCAUUAAAUAAGCCAUAUAUGUAGAGGAUCUAAUUUCUCGCACGUACAGAUGCGUGUGUGAGAUAAUGCUGAUUAAUAUCAUUUCGGUGACUUCAUAAAUCAACAUAAUCGGUAGUAUAGGUUUGAAUAGCGUCAUAAAUACACAGGUUCACAACACAAUGUCCAAUGAGUUUUGCCUCUCAAUAUCUCAACAUUGCAUUUUGCUGGUCUACUUUUUAUGGGCGACAGAGAAGGAAAAGUGAAGAAAAUAUUAACUUUAAGGUCAUAUUGUGUUUUUAAGUUUAUGAUGGUAACAAAGCGAUAUUACAUUCUCUCUCUCACAACAAAUAUACUCUUGAUUUCAUUCAUUUUUGUUAAGUGCCAACCAUUGUGGACGAAAUUUCCUGAUCGCGCCUAAAAUGAAUUUAUAGGGAAAAUUUGCUGGAACAAAGUAUUAAAAUCACUUCCAUCCGAUACCAAAGGAAGGAUGGAAUGAUGUGUUUGUGGAGACCAACUCUUAUGCCAAAAUAAAUAAAUAAAUAAAUUGUUUGUUUAGAGAAAUCACAUGAUGUAUGUAUUUUAUGAUGGAUGUUUUUUGCUUAUAGUUUUCAGUGAGGAAACACGCGAAAACAAACCCAAAAAAGAGAAAUUCAUAUGUAGAACAAUUAAAAAAAUAUUAUGUAUUUUUUGAAAAAUAAAAGACAUUUGCAAUAUAA